Alosa sapidissima (American shad) is the source of this 2653-nucleotide messenger RNA. It is a transcript of the gene chadla, whose product is annotated as chondroadherin-like a. The transcript has 8 exons. Bases 99 to 2453 code for a protein of 784 amino acids. Lineage: Eukaryota; Metazoa; Chordata; Actinopteri; Clupeiformes; Clupeidae. The record is from RefSeq and is a predicted model, not a curated record. Gene Ontology annotation, cellular component: extracellular matrix; membrane. Gene Ontology annotation, molecular function: protein binding; transmembrane signaling receptor activity. Gene Ontology annotation, biological process: toll-like receptor signaling pathway; immune response.
GGAAAUACCAACACCCUCUGGAUUUAUUUGAUUGGUCACUUGGGAUUAGGUCGACAUUACUUGAAUGUAAAAGUGGUUUGUCCCUGCCAAAUACAUAGAUGUGGUCGUCAAUAUUUGGAUUCAACCAAUGGCGAGUCGCUGUUUUACUGCUCCUGAUGACAGUCUCACCAUCGUUUUCGGGAAAAUGUUUGCGCCCAUGCUCCUGUGACCUGAAGAAACUCACUGUUGCCUGCAUCGGCAAAAAUCUAACUAAGGUUCCCCCCACAAUAGAUGAGAUAACUGUGAAGCUGGACCUUAGGAAGAAUGACUUGCAAGAGUUACCCAGAGGGUCCUUCCAGCACACGCCCUACCUCACACACCUCAACCUGCAGAGCUCCAACAUCCGGUCAGUGCGGGAGGGGGCAUUCCGUGGCCUUGGACGCCUUGUCUAUCUCAACCUGGCACAUAAUAACAUUGAUGUCCUGUACCAGGAGUCCUUUGAUGGUCUCUUGUCCCUGAAGCAGCUCCUGAUCGACCACAACCGCGUGGAGGAGGUCCAGCCAGGGGCCUUCACCCAGAUGGGCUCCCUCAACCUGCUCUCACUCACACACAACCGGCUGGUCUAUUUGCCCAACAUGGCCUUCCAGGGCCUACUGAACAUCCAGUGGCUGAAACUUAGCCACAACUCCCUCAACAACCUGGCCACAGAGGCCUUCGCCAGCCUCUUUACCCUCACGCGCCUCAGUCUGGACCACAACGAGCUGCAGUUUUUCCCCACACAGACAAUGACCAGACUGGUCGAAGUUACCCACCUGGAGAUGAGCUACAACCCAAUGAUCUAUAUGGGAGAGGAGACCGUGUCCAUGGCUAAACUCACACACCUCUACUUGGACCACAUGUCCCUACAGGACCUCUCAGACGGCGCCCUCAUUCAUGCGCCCCUCCUCUCCCAUCUGGACCUCAGCCACAACCAGCUCCGCUCCCUGGAACCCAUCUUGGGCCCCAGAGAGCUGUCGUUCCUCAACCUCACGGGCAAUCCCACCUACUGCAACUGCCACCUGCGGCCUCUGAGAGAGUGGGCCCAGGUGGGCCAGGUGAAGCUCCUGGGGCUCUGCGCCGGGCCUCCGCACCUCUCGGAGGAGCCUCUGGAGGCGGUGGACCCAGCAGACCUGCGCUGCAGGGGCAGGGAGGGCCUGACCAAAGAGGAGCUAGAGGAGGCCGAGGAAGCUGGUGCACAGCUGUUGGCGCCCCCGCCAAAACCCCAGAAGAAGGUCGGCUGUCCAGACAACUGUGAGUGUGAGCCUGAAGCUCAGCACGCCACCUGUGAGGACAGGGGUCACACUAAAGUCCCUCAAGGCUUUCUCAAAAACACCAGCCUGCUGGACCUGAGGGACAACCACUUCCACAACGUCCCCUCCAACAGUUUCCGCGGACUUGCCAAGGUCGUCUCCCUGCACCUGGACCGGUGCAAGAUCCAUGAGAUUGAAGCCGGGGCCUUCCGUGGUAUGAAGGGUCUGCUCUACCUCUACCUGACGGAGAACGACCUCACCUCCCUCGAGCCAGACACCUUCGCAGGGGCACCGCAGAUCACCUACCUCCACCUGGAUGGUAACCGGCUGACGCAGUUCCUCUCAGCAGCCACGCUGGCGCCGAUGCCCAGCCUGCUGGAGCUGAAUCUGGAGGGCAAUGCCAUCUCGAAGUUGGAGUCGGCCGGCAUGCUCUCCUCGGUGAAGAUGCUUAGGGCAUUGUACCUGGCCAACAACACCAUCGAUUCGGUGGUGGCCAAAGCCCUCGACCCGGCGCCGCACUUAGACAAGCUGCACUUGGAGGGCAACAAACUGACCGAGGUGCCCAGCAAAGCGCUGGGAAACGCUCCACUCCUUCGAGAGCUCCAUCUGUCGGGGAAUCCUAUACGCUGGGUGGGCCCAAAGGCAUUCAUGCCUAUCGCUCAGAGCCUGCAGCGCCUGUACUUAGAUGGCACUGGUCUGGCGAAGAUGUCUAAGGACUCCCUUGCUGGCCUGGGCUCAGGAAUGCUCACCUUGUCUCUGAAGGGGAACCAGCUGGAGAGCUUACCCAGCCUGAGCUCCCUCACUGGACUGCAGGAAGUCAACCUGGCCGACAACCCACUGCUCUGUGACUGCAAUCUCCUACUACUACGCAAGUGGAUGGACAAUGUCAGCCUGACGGUGUCAGCAACCUGUGGCCAUCCAGCUGAGCUGCAUGGGCAAAGUGUCAAGGAUGUGUCCGUUUUCCAAACGUGCCCAGAAGAUGAGCCGAGCCCCUCCAAGCCCCCUUUGAAAGCCAAAGGUGCUGCAAAGGCCCCGAAGAAAGUCAAACCCAAGCCUUCUCUGCUGAGAGGGGGCAAACCGAAGAUGUCAAAGACCAACCCCAAGCCAGUGGAGAGUCCAAAACCGUCAGCACUUCCUAAACCAGCCAAGAAGAACAAGAAGUCCAAAAAGAUAACGCAACGAUAGAGAUACCACUAAAAGAACACAGCAUCUUUCCUUUGCUACUCUCUGUAAACACAUGGAAAUAACACUUUUUUUUCUCAAGGAUGAUAUAUUAUGUGCAUUAAUUACAUGUGAUGUUUAAGAUUGUAUUGCUAUUAUUACAGUUGUUGUGCUUUGAUUCGAGGUAACUGUGAGAGAUAGUGUAACAUAAUUAAAAACCUACA